Ochlerotatus camptorhynchus is the source of this 718-nucleotide messenger RNA. RefSeq names its product galla-1 (gene galla-1). The coding region runs from base 92 to 607 and encodes 171 amino acids. Lineage: Eukaryota; Metazoa; Arthropoda; Insecta; Diptera; Culicidae. The transcript is spliced from 3 exons. The record is from RefSeq and is a predicted model, not a curated record.
UUUUCAUCUUCUCCUGUGUGAACUUUCGCUCAGUCCCAAAAAAUCUUCAAUUUCCUUCAAAUUAGAUAACCCCAUUCCGGUCUGUUCCACAAUGUUGUCGUUCUUCCGCAGGAAAACAUCCGAGGAUCUCGGUGUAUCACCCAGUUCUUCUAGUAAUGAUACCCCGAAGAAAGAAAUGACUCCAUCGCCGACCUUAUCACAGCUCGGCUACCGCAGUGUGGAUGAUCUGAGGGAAACGAUCUACGAUUUCCUCCGUACCAUCCGAGACCCGGAGAAGCCGAACACCCUGGAGGACUUGAAGGUGGUCUAUGAGGAGGGAAUCUUCGUACAGGAACCAACCGAGGGCAAUGUCUACGUCGUCCGGAUAGAGUUCAACCCAACGGUACCGCACUGCUCGUUGGCCACGUUGAUUGGGCUGUGCAUCCGGGUUAAGGUCCAGCGUAACAUCCACCACAACCUCAAGCUGGACAUCUACAUCAAGAAGGGAGCCCACUCGACGGAGGAUGAAAUUAACAAGCAGAUUAACGAUAAGGAACGGAUAGCAGCCGCCAUGGAGAAUCCCAACUUGCGACAGUUGGUGGAAAGUUGUAUCAAAGAGGAAGACUGAGCUGAGGUGGACUUUGUAGGUGAUUGCACUUUUGGAAACCAGUUUUUUGUUUGUUUGUUUGCUUCAGAAGCAAUAGAAAUAAGGGCAUGGUGAAAUUUUUGUCACAGGAAG